This is a messenger RNA of Diabrotica virgifera virgifera (western corn rootworm), 1763 nucleotides long. RefSeq lists its product as uncharacterized. The coding region runs from base 315 to 1355 and encodes 346 amino acids. The record is from RefSeq and is a predicted model, not a curated record. Lineage: Eukaryota; Metazoa; Arthropoda; Insecta; Coleoptera; Chrysomelidae. The transcript is spliced from 4 exons.
UCGAUUCUUCGUUGUUCGCUCGCGGAAUCGCGGAUCACCGGUUGACUUGAUAACACACAGUCGUGGUAUCGUAUAUGCACCGCGAAUCACUGAAGCGGCUUUUUCAACUCCUUUCUUUCGGUGAACGUUCAAUUAACUCUUGAUUAACAUACCUGUAACAAAUGAGUGCUGAAUGGUCCGAUGAUCGGUGUAUUUUUGAUGAUCUAGACUUGAUGAAUUUGUUUAUGUGCUGCGCGUUGUGAUACUUUUUUCUUUGGACUACUUUUGCGAAUUAUGUGCUGCAGGCACUAGGACACUAGCUGUUUGUUAUUGUUAUGUGUUUAGUAAGAAUGAGCAUCGGUGUGUUCGUUCUUCCACUUCUACUCUUCUAUACACUGUUUUCCUCGACAAAUGGCCAUGGAAGAUUGAUAGAACCUCCCAGCAGAGCUUCAGCUUGGAGAUAUGGUUUUGAUACUCCCCACAACUACAACGACCAUGAGUUAUUCUGCGGGGGAUUUACUCGACAAUGGGUGAAGAAUGAAGGGAAAUGUGGAGUAUGUGGUGAUCCAUGGGAUGCCAAACUACCACGAGCACAUGAACUAGGAGGCACCUACGGAAAAGGUGUCAUCGUACGAAAAUAUUCUCCAGGUAGUAAAAUAACCAUUCGAGUAGAAAUCACGGCGAACCAUUGGGGGUACUUUGAAUUUGCCAUUUGUCCAAACUACAAGACCCCAACGCAAGAGUGCCUGGAUCAAAAUAUAUUGACUCUUGUACGGCCGCAGGAAAACGUUGAACAUAAAGGAGUUAGAUACUUUCCAAAAGAAGGAAAUAAGGUGUACGAAAUGAAGUAUAAAUUGCCAAAGAAGUCAUGCGAGCAUUGUGUUUUACAAUGGAGGUAUAUUGCAGGUAAUAACUGGGGAGUGUGCACCAACGGUACAGGCGCUGUAGGAUGUGGACCCCAAGAAGAAUUUCGGGCAUGCGCUGAUAUCACAAUAGCAGGCAAAGCAGAAGAACCAUUGGUACCAGAAAUCGAAGAACCCUCCACCACCACAACGCAAGCAACACCGUCCAGUACCAUCUUCGUUCCAACACUGCCAACGCCAGAAGAAUCAUACAACCCAUUGUCAGCUUUACUCAUUUCCUUCGUUUCUUUUUUAAUAGCAUUUUCGAUUUUGUUCCUUAUUUAUUUACAUUUCUACCACAUUGGUAGCCAGAUUAAGAACUGGAUCAAGAGGCCAAAGGAAAAGGCCAGUUUGACUGAGAUUCCUCAAGCUCCUCGUCCUCCUCCAAGAACUAAAAGAGCGACUAGUCCUACUAGGAGAGCCAGUACUGAUGGUAUGCAAGAGAUAGACUUGAGAAGUGAGAGCUUAGCAUAGCAAUGAAUUUGUUUAAAAUAGUUGGAUUUUUAUGUUUGUUUUAUAUUUUAAGAUCAAGAAAGUCAAAUAGAAAUCUUUAGUUCAUACAAAUUUUACAAUCAGGAUAGAAUUUACAAAAUAGAGUUUAUUUAGACGAGUCCUUAGGCCCUGUUCACAUGACACGAGCUUAACGCACGAUUUGAUAACGCGCGAUUACAACUACAUACAUUUUACAUGCAUUUUACGAACAGCAUAAAUAAAAUGUAUGUAGAUGUAAUCGCCCGUUAUCAAAAAACAGGUUAAAUACUUGUCAUGUGAACGGGGUCUUACAACGAGGUAAGAGUGAUAAACUUCCUUGAUAACUUCUGUUGUUUUGUUCGUACUUUGCUAUCGUUAUCACCAAGAAUGUAAUAAACUAUAUUAUGACUA